AUGUCCUCGACGACGGAUUCGAGUUCGAAUCGCGACAUCUCGUUCAACGUCGGCCUCGAUGACCUCAGCACCAUGACGCUCGAGGAUUACAAAUUCCCCAGCCAGCGGCUAAAGAAGACGCUUUCCAACCCCAACAAACAGCCGCUCGUCCUCAUUUCCUGUGGAUCCUUCUCACCCCCCACCAACCUCCACCUGCGCAUGUUUGAAGAGGCGGCCGACUACUGCGAGUUUGAGACCAACUACGAGGUCAUCGGCGGCUUCUUCAGUCCCGUCGGCGAUGCGUACAAAAAGGCCGGACUGGCCUCGGCACAGCACCGCAUCAACAUGUCGAGAAUCGCUGUGGAAGACAGCUCCAAGUGGAUUGGCGUUGACCCGUGGGAGCCCCUGCACAAGGAAUACCUGCCGACUGUCAAGGUCCUGGACCACUUUGAGUACGAGCUGAACGAGGUCAUGGGCGGGAUUGCGCCCGAGGGCGGCGAGAAGCGACAUAUCCACGUUGCGCUGCUGGCAGGCGCGGAUUUGAUUCAGACCAUGAGCACACCCGGCCUAUGGGCCCCGGAGGAUCUGAGCCGCAUCUUGGGCUACUACGGCGCCUUUAUCCUCGAGCGCAGCGGUACUGACAUUGAUGAUGCGCUCGUGAGCCUCCAGCAAUACAGAGAGAACAUCCAUGUGAUUCCCCAACUGAUCCAGAACGACGUAUCAUCGACCAAAAUCCGUCUAUUCCGCAAGAGAGGCAAGAGCAUUCGCUACUACAUCCCCGACAAGGUGGUCGACUACAUCUACGAACACGGUCUCUACAGCGACGAUGAGAAGAAGACGUCACCAACGACGAGCCCUGAGGAAAAGGGCAAACAGCCAGCCACAACAGACGCAACCGGCUCCUCCAACACGACUCCCUCACCAGCACACCCACUGCCCACCCCAGGCCUCCAGUCCCCCACUUUUCCUUUCUCUGCACAUACCCGUUUGAAGAAGCCCGCAGCAUACAACCAGCUGACUUCCAACUAUACACAAAUAUCACGGGAGCCGGGACCUGGGCAACACUCUGCAUAUACACAUGAUAUCGCCUUGCUAGACUGCGUGCAGCAACGCACACAUGCAAAGUAUAAACUGUCGCUACAUACAUGGACCAGCCUGGAUACGACCUCGAAGGCUAUUACAGGACACGUAUAUAUGCGAAUCUUGGCCUCUUCGGCAGAGGCUCUGGCGAUGGACACAUCGCGUUGUAAUCAUUCUAGGGGCGUUUGCGUGUAG
Messenger RNA from Plenodomus lingam JN3, 1254 nucleotides. RefSeq lists its product as uncharacterized. NCBI's taxonomy places the organism in Eukaryota, Fungi, Ascomycota, Dothideomycetes, Pleosporales, Leptosphaeriaceae. Gene Ontology annotation, biological process: NAD+ biosynthetic process. The record is from RefSeq and is a predicted model, not a curated record. Gene Ontology annotation, molecular function: nicotinamide-nucleotide adenylyltransferase activity; nicotinate-nucleotide adenylyltransferase activity.